UCUUGUCUUCUCCGUGUGAUACUACCUACCAUCUCUAAUUCUCUGAAACUGUGCUGUAGCAUAAACACUAAGUUGUCUCCUGUCUAAUUUUCUGAAGUUUUCAUUAUCAUAAACCAAGAGUUACCUUUCAGUAUCACAGGACCACUCAAUAUUCUGACAUGUCCAUAAGUAAACACACUUCUAAAUCGAAUAAUAUCUCCACCAUUAGCGACAGUGAUUCGUUGGAAAAGAUCAAAGGAGCUCUUCAACAGUCUGAGCUCAUAGUUGGGUUUGAUUUUACACAAACCAACGAGCAGACAGGUAAAAUAUCAUUCGGAGGCAACAACUUGCAUCAAAUUAGAGACGGUAUCCAAAACCCCUACGAAGACGUAAUAUCUGUUUUAGGAAGAGGGACAAAAUCUCCUUUCGACAAGGAUAAGCCAGUGUUCUGUUUCGGAUUCGGUGAUUCAAAAACACGUGAUGUGAGUGUAUUCAGCUUCAAUCCAGGGAAUAAACCCUGUCUUGGGUUUGACGAGGCAUUAUCUCGAUACAGACAGAUAGUGCCAGAUCUACUACUCGCAGAACACAAGACCUUCGCGCCUAUUAUUAAUAUGGCUAUUGAAAUAGUCAACAAGAAUCACGGCAAGCAACAUGUGUUGGUGAUAAUUUCUAAUGGGCCGGCGUAUAGGUGUAAAUAUACUGAUCAUGGCCAGCUAAGCUCCUAUGAGAAAAAUACCGUAGAAGCGAUUAAGAAUGCAAGAAAGUACCCGUUGUCAAUCAUCUUUAUUGGAGUCGGGGAUAUGAGUGGGGACAUGAUGAGGUUCUUUGAGAACAAUAUUUCUCGCCAGGACUUUGAAAAAAUCCAAAUUGUGAACUACAAUGGAAUUAUGUCAAAGGAUGUGCCCCGGUCCAGUAAAGAGAUGGAUUUUAUUCUUACAGCCAUGAAAAAACUCCCUUUUCCUGUUAAGGUGAUUGGGGGUAAAUGAUGAACUGAACUGCGUGACGAAUCCUUGGCAGAAGUGCUUUGGUGAUGGACAAGAGCAUAGCUUGAGAAGUAGUGCAGUUAUGAGAUCUGUAUAAUGGUUUUGUCUGUUCAUUUAUUCCUUCUAUUGUUUGUACAAAGUGCUUGUUGGAAUAUCCCCAAACCACGAGGGGUAAGAUUUGCAAUUUGAUAUAUUGGACAGUCCAUUUAUUGUAAGGCAAUCCAUUUUUACAGUCGAUAAUUUAGAAGCAGCUGACUAGUAUUAGAAUUUGUCUAUAUACCAAAUCUUUGUUUCUUUCGGUGUGUAUCCUUUGUUUUACUUUCCAGUUGCACCAUAUUUUCAUCUUUGAU
Molecule: messenger RNA, 1312 nt
Organism: Papaver somniferum (opium poppy)
Lineage: Eukaryota; Viridiplantae; Streptophyta; Magnoliopsida; Ranunculales; Papaveraceae
Product: E3 ubiquitin-protein ligase RGLG2-like
Exons: 8
Coding region: 159-965 (268 amino acids)
Source: RefSeq, a predicted model, not a curated record